Cimex lectularius (bed bug) is the source of this 1273-nucleotide messenger RNA. RefSeq lists its product as uncharacterized. The transcript is spliced from 3 exons. Lineage: Eukaryota; Metazoa; Arthropoda; Insecta; Hemiptera; Cimicidae. Bases 83 to 970 code for a protein of 295 amino acids. The record is from RefSeq and is a predicted model, not a curated record.
UGAAAGUGACUGAAUUGUGUGGAACUCGUCUCGUGGAAAAGAAGUAUCCCAGUCAACAGCCGGCCUCCUUCAGAAGACCAUCAUGAUAUUGAAAGCCCUAAGCCUAAUUUUGGCGCUUGGAAUGGGAGCGAGUGGACAUUUCUUGCCUUCUUUGCUACCAUCCCCUCAUCGAGGACAGAGCCAAGGGCACUUUUGGUCUGAACAUGAAAAGAAUGAUGAAAGCAACAGCUACUUGUAUCAAUCUCCAGGAUACCAGCAAUAUUCUGACUAUGCAGAUUUCUACCAUCAACAAGUCCCUGCCCAUGCGCCGUUGUCCAACCCUCAACUUCUUCAGGAACCGCAAGUAGUUUAUCAGCAAGAAACGCCGUAUCAGCAGUUGGUUCAACAGCAAGUGUUACUGCCCGACGUUUCGUACCAGCAGCAUCUUCUUCCUUAUCAAUACCUGACAAGAAAUCAGGAACCCUCUACGCCUCUAACUGCCCAGACGACGAUCCCCCUCGUAGUAAAAUUCCCAAAUAACGAAGCCCUCGUCGUACCGGUAAAGGCGGUGUACACGCUACCGCCAUUUUUAGAACGCAUAGUACAGAGGGUUCAAGGGUACUACUCUGUAUACAAUCCGGUUGAGAAUUUGACAGCGGACCGCCCGCUUUUCCACCCGUCGACCCCGUCAACGGCAUCGGGCGUUCCUGAAACAACCACCGGCUCGCCUGUAAAAUCGAAGGCGUCGACGACAGAAUCACCGGAAGCGUCUACGAACGCCAACGGAGAAAACACGACGACAUCGACGAACGAAAAUUCUUCGGACAAAGAAGACGACAAGGAUAGCGAAAACUCGACGCAAGAAGGAUCGACGAUAAGCGAAAUGGUAACGACUACCGAAGCUGCAGAAGUUUCGACAGAUUCUACUCAGACAGAUCUUCAGAACGAAGGCUACACGUACAACAAGCCUGGUAGAUCUUUUUUCCAUUAAAAAACAAAACAAACAACGAUUUCUUCUUCGCUUCCAUUCCGAGGCACAAAAAUCAUUGGCAACGCCGUGAGUCAUGUAGCGUAGGCACUAGGUAAACGACCCGUAUAUUCUUUUCCCCAGUCGGUUGUCGCCUUUCUGUUCCCUUCCUUUGUUUUUUUAUUAUUUUUAUUUUAACUGUAUUUUGUACAUUUAAGGCAAUGUUUUUUAAUAAUGUUUCAAAAAAUUUAACAUUCCAUGUUUAGAUCUAAUUAACGACUUACAAAUUGGACUGGAGAAUAAACUUUAAUUUAUUUUUAAGAAGCA